Sinocyclocheilus rhinocerous is the source of this 1354-nucleotide messenger RNA. Its product is annotated as cyclin-dependent kinase 4 inhibitor C-like. Gene Ontology annotation, cellular component: nucleus; cytoplasm. NCBI's taxonomy places the organism in Eukaryota, Metazoa, Chordata, Actinopteri, Cypriniformes, Cyprinidae. Bases 711 to 1214 code for a protein of 167 amino acids. Gene Ontology annotation, molecular function: protein kinase binding; cyclin-dependent protein serine/threonine kinase inhibitor activity. The transcript has 3 exons. The record is from RefSeq and is a predicted model, not a curated record. Gene Ontology annotation, biological process: negative regulation of cell population proliferation; regulation of G1/S transition of mitotic cell cycle; regulation of cyclin-dependent protein serine/threonine kinase activity.
UCCGCGUCUGUUAGAAAAAGUGGGCGGAAGUGUUGGCCCUUUAUUUCAAAAACGGAGUGAUGUCAAACAACAGCGGCAGACUCUCUGACAUAGUCAGCUGUCUUCCAACCAGCUUAUUCAACGCCCAUAAACCGGUCGAAGAGGAUAACUCGAUGCCCGCGACGUAGCCUAACCAUUCUGCAGAGGUCGUUCGGAGGCUUGAAAUGACAACAUCUGCGAAUGCCAUGAACGCAUCGCAGUUCUCCAGCCCAUUGCACCUGCAUAUAGUUAAUAUCAAAGGACUCAUGAAAGGGAAGUUUGGCUCUCAGAUACGAGCAUUUUUCAUGUGACUACUACAGAUCCGUUUGAAUGUGAGAUCAUAUCUAGACUAAGACCACAGGAGAGCUGCAUGUCAUUCAUGGACACGGGGAGGAACUUCGCGCAUUGAUAAUAAUAAAAGAGGAUGUUUCGUUUCUUUUUCCUUUUUUUCCCCCCAUAUAAUUCUUGAACGUGCUUGGCAUCCCUGUUUUCUCCGAAGGUUCCGAUGGUUUCGGUAGGACGAUAUUAAUGUGGGUGGACCUUGGCGCAUCUCCAACGGAUAUUUUUUUAGGGGGCCGCAGGAUCGGACUAUUUACUACAGCGAGCUUUGUAGUCCUUUUUACAUAUAAACCAGCGAACAUUUUUUUUAAACGCAAGCACCAGAGAUAUUCUACCUCCUUUGUCAGGAUAUAAUGGCCGAGGACACAGCUAUAGAUAGGCUGAGCACUGCAGCUGCGAUUGGAGAUCUGAAAGAAAUUGAGCAGACACUGCAAAGCAACGUGAACGUUAAUGAGAAGAACAAGUACGGCAGGACACCAUUGCAGGUGAUGAAACUUGGCUGCCCGUGCAUAGCGGAAGCGCUGCUUCUAGCUGGCGCCGACCCAAAUGCGCGCGAUCCCAUCCUACGACUGACCGUCAGUCACGACGCCGCGCGAGACGGGUAUCUGGACACUCUACGGGUGCUCGCGCAGAAUGGUGCUGAUGUCAAUCUCCCUGACAACGACGGCAACCUGCCUCUGCAUCUGGCGGCGCGGGAGGGACACCUGGAUGUCGUGCAGUAUCUCGUGUCUGACUGCAGCACGCCGCCUUUUCUGCCUAACGCGAAAGGUUACACGCCUCGUGACCUGGCUUUCAUGCACAAAAAACACAGAACUGUGGAGUGGUUAGAGAACAUUGCGCCUUCACAAUCCAGCUAGAGAUUAUGACUAUGGGCCUGUGUGUUUUGUUGUGUAACAGAGGUAGCAGACAAAUGCUGAAUGAGCGAAUUAUUGCAUUGCAGACAAUUCAGCCAACUACCUCUUAUUGCAUUGUAAAAUAUUGGGCUCAGGGGCUUGUC